Opisthorchis viverrini is the source of this 1674-nucleotide messenger RNA. RefSeq lists its product as hypothetical. Gene Ontology annotation, biological process: dolichol-linked oligosaccharide biosynthetic process; polyprenol catabolic process. The transcript is spliced from 4 exons. The record is from RefSeq and is a predicted model, not a curated record. Lineage: Eukaryota; Metazoa; Platyhelminthes; Trematoda; Opisthorchiida; Opisthorchiidae. The coding region runs from base 262 to 1029 and encodes 255 amino acids. Gene Ontology annotation, molecular function: 3-oxo-5-alpha-steroid 4-dehydrogenase activity. Gene Ontology annotation, cellular component: endoplasmic reticulum.
CGUGGUUUGACACAUGCACACAAAAUGCCGCUGUUACUAGGGUAAACUGUACGCUUGCGAUCAGUUCGCAUACUGACCCUUGAUGAAAUAUCUCUCGAGUGUUGCAUUCUAAGGCUAUAUUUUGCUGUCCUGAUUGUUCAUAAAUGCAGCUUUCUGGGAUAGUUGGUUUUCUGUGGAGCUGCCAGAAAGCAGUAUCCCCAAGGAAGAACCAUUUUUCUCUUACGCUGUUUCCUGGGAUGUAGGUUGUCCUACAUCACAUUUAUGUACACAAACCGAUUACUGACAAUUGUUCCCUCUCUUCUCGUAAUCCAGCACACAAUGUUCAGUGCCCUUUUGGUACGUAUUCCAAAGCUGUUCACCGGCAUCGGAUUGGGUAUCUUCAUAGUUUCCCUGUUGUACAUCCACCUGAGAAGUAAACUUCCAGCGGUUCUGGAAUAUUCCUUCGUCUAUGGGAAAUGGGAACCCCGUUCAGUUCCUGGGUUGGAAGUCCUUCGUGUUCCUAAAAGUUGGUUCACAUCCUUCUACAUCUCUGGGACAUUGGCCGUAUCCUUCUUCCUUGUCAUGGAGAUUAUGAAUCCUGUGCCUCAUCCAACGGUGCUUUGUGCUUUGACCUUGCUUCUAACACACUUGGUACGCCGUUUGUAUGAAUCUAAAUGCAUAUCGGUCUACGGGCGCAGCCGUAUGUCAUUUACCCAUCUUAUUUUGGGUAUUUCAUUCUAUUUGGUCGUACCAGCAGCUAUCUAUGCUUCACGUACAUCCGCAUCUUUAGCUCAACCCGUUGCGGAUCAGUAUUUCGAACCACGCGGAAGAAUGUUCAAGCAUAUCGUCUGCCCUCAUUUCCUAUUCGAAAUGGCCAUGUAUUUAUCUUUGCACCUUCUAUUGUGCACUUCCUGGAUACCUUUCUCGCAUAUGGUCAUUUUCGUUUUAGUCAAUCAGUCGUGCAGUGCGUGGUUGAGCUAUCAUUGGUACCUCGAACGCUUUCCCAAAUGGACUUCCAACCGGUAUGUCCUUAUUCCAUAUAUCUGGUGACACCUUUCCUCGCACUUCCCGUACCCAGUGUUCCCGAUUUUUUCUCCGGACCGUUGUUUAGCCGUUCCUAAACGGGCUUUUUCGUUGCUACUUUGUUAGGAUGAUGUUUCUUGUUUGUGGCGAACUGCUAUGUACACUUUUUGUAUCCAAUCAUGUUUGCAUUAAUCCUUCCUUACGCUUUCCUUGUGUUUUUCCCGGAGGUUUGUCACCUCAUACGUGUCACCCGUACAUGAUUUCGAAUAGCUUUGAUUUCCCCUUCCUUCACUGCAAUUUCUCCAGAAAAAAUCACUGUGGGAAACUGACAGAAUUUCGACGUACGUACCGGUGAUAAUUUCUGCCCAGCUUGAUGCUCAUUAAGUGUGCAAUUUCACGACUGGAAUACGAUAAAACCCAACCGCGCACUGUACAUCUGUUUCAUCCUUGUUAGAAAUCAUCAGCACUGUGCAUCUCACAAAUGUCGGUGUCGAACCCGCAACCGUCUCUCCAGUGAUUGGACAUCUAACCAUUUGGCCACUGGCGGUUGAUCAACAAUAUGAUUAACUCUUACUUAGACAGGACAUAGGGCCAUUCAUCCUUUAAUUACGGAAACCACUUCACGUGACCACUUAUUGACUCCUCGAUUAACGACUUCUCAGAAGAAACUUG